AUGGCUGAUCCUUUUCUAUAUAAUACUGGAGAAAGGUCUCACUAUGGGUGCCUUGGCCAUGAAGUACAAAUUGACUACCUUAAGGCAUAUGUUUGUAGACCAUCUUUUUCCACGGACAAAGCUGUGAUUGUGGUCCAUGAUGUAUUUGGAUGGCAGUUCCCAGACAUUAGAUACAUCGUUGAUCUGAUAGCAGGUCAUGGAUUUAUAACCAUCUGCCCAGACUUCUUCAAGGGGACAAAACCCUGGACAUCUACUGAUCACUGGGCUGAUUUUCCUGACUGGUUGAAAAAUCAUGAUCCUAUGAAAGUAGACAAGGAAGCUGAUGUUGUCUUGAAGUAUCUAAAGGAACAAUGCGGUGCAAAGAAGAUUGGUAUCGUUGGGUUUUCCUGGGGUGGAAUGGCAGUACAUCACUUGAUGCUGAAAAAUCCUCAAUUAGCCGCUGGGGUGUCCCUCUAUGGAAUAGUAAGAGACUCUGAAGAAAGAUACCGUUUACUAAAUCCCACAUUUUUCAUUUUUGGUGAGAAAGACCACACGAUUGCUUUAGAUCAGAUCUUCUUAUUGGAGGACAAGCUGAAACAGUAUUGUAAAGUUCCAUACAAAAUUAAAGUUUAUCCUGGGCAAGUUCAUGGGUUUGCACAACUGAAGCCAGAAGAUAUGAAACCUGAUGAUAAACCUUAUAUUGAAGAAGCUAGAAGGGAUAUGAUUGAUUGGAUCAAAAUGUUCGUUUGA
Messenger RNA from Zonotrichia leucophrys gambelii, 729 nucleotides. Its product is annotated as carboxymethylenebutenolidase homolog. The transcript has 5 exons. Lineage: Eukaryota; Metazoa; Chordata; Aves; Passeriformes; Passerellidae. Bases 1 to 729 code for a protein of 242 amino acids. Gene Ontology annotation, molecular function: hydrolase activity. The record is from RefSeq and is a predicted model, not a curated record.